CUCAGACUCACACAGUCGCAACUUCAUCGUGAAAGGCAAAGCCAGGCGGAAGAACAAGUUCCAUCAUGAAUCUGGACGCGCCCAGUUUGGAUCCGAACCUUUUAUUGCUGACUACGGCGGCAUCUUCGUUGGAUGGACGAAGUAGCAAAACAGCGGCACCACGGCAGCCACACUUUUCGACAGAUUCGGUGGCGCAAAACUACCCAGUCGUCAUGCAGCAUGUGCAAACUGGCCCUUCGGUGCAGCCGGGAUCAGCCUUCGGGUUUGGCACAAUCAACCAACCUGUCACUCAAAUUCCCCAGCCUGUGACGCCGGCGCGGAGUAAUUUUGAGGAUGCGAAAGGACCCUCUACUUCGUGGUGGGUAGGCGUACCUCCAUAUUCUGCUGGAAUCGUCAAUGCAGCUGCAGUAUCGACGCAGAACGUUGGUUACAAUCGGGAUGGUUCGUCCACUGAACAUCAGGGACAAGGAAGCCCGCGGCGCGAUCCGAACGCCAUCUACAAGUCAGGCCCAUCUUCAUCCCCCAACCCAGCGACUUCUUCCUGGGCGAGUCCGCGCAUGGUAGCUACUUCACCAAACACUAGCAAUUGGUGGGGAGGAGCAGCACGACGAGAAAGCUACGACAAGUGGGGGUCGUGGUACAACGACCAUGGUCAAGGAGGCACGUAUCAUGGCUACAACAACUCGAAUAGCACGUCAUAUCAACAGAACUACCGGACCAAUCAAAAGUACGACUAUUGGAACAAUUGGGGCACCAACUGGCACAACAAAACGUGGUAUGACAACUACAGCGGCUGGAACAACGACAAGCCAAACAGUAAUGCUGGUAGGGGGCAUCAGCAAAACGAUAAAGACUGGUAUCAUGGACGGGAAGGGAGGGAGCAUGCAAGGAAUGCUUCAUCUUUGUCGCCUAGGUCGUCGAGAGCGCAGUUGAAAAGAUCGCACGAAGAGAUUGAAAAGAACCUCCAAUCAGCCGUCAAGGGGUACGACGAGGAACAGGAACAUGAAAAAUUGCUACAAAACUCUCCUUCAUGGCGCAACAACGUUAAUAGCAGCAGAUCCCGGUCACAAUCUCCGCAGCAAGUCCGGUCGCGAAACAGUCGGGGGCCGCGCGAGAAAUUUGUCUCUGAGUACAAGCAGCAGUACAGAGAUCCCUCCCCAAUGUCAAACACACGUCGUUCCAGAGGCCGUCUUGUUUCGGAUGCUGACGGUGACGUUGGUGGCGCGUUUGGAGGCAGCGCAGAAGAUUCGAGAGCGGGCGGACAUCAGAGCAGAAGCAGGAGUCGUUCUCCGGACCGUGGACGCAGCUCCGGGGCGCUUCAAAGAACCAGUUCGGGGUACUGGAACAGGAAUGCAGACAUUCAUCAUCAAACUGGUGAAUCUUCUUCUUACCUAGCACCUGCGACCCAUCUGUCUUCCAGUCGAAUGAUCAUGGACCACGAUGGCGCACGAUGCUACGGAAAUGGAGAGACUGCUGCACCGCUGCAGGAUAACAUUCCGAACUCAUCCGUCGAAAACGGUGCUCGCACAACUCAAGAAAUCAACUCUUCCGCGCAACAGCCAACUUCUUCCGUACCCGUGUUUUCGGACCGCGUCCGCCAGCUGAAAGCCGUCUGCGACGACUACAACCAUAGCGCUGCAGACACGAAAAAGCUGAAGGAGCAAAAGGUUCGGCGAGAGAAUCGCGAGCAUUCCGUCGCACAGGAAGCCCGGGCGACGCUGUUGCAGGCCCUUGAGAAGCACACCGAACAGGCAGAGAAGCGGGCAAACGUGGACGCACUCGCACAGGUGCUGCUCGAGAAAAAACGGUCACAGCCGUCGUUGCGCAGUUCCAGGCUUGUGGCGCCUGACGAAGCAGAGGUCGAACCGAAAGCCGGAGAUCCCGCGGGGCUCGGAAAUUCGUACCGACCUGAGCAUGUCAGUCCGCGGUCGCCUGCCGCGCAAGGGGCGAGUAAACCCGAUCACAUUCAUAUAAGAGGUUCAACUGUUGAUUUUAUAACUAUUUUCGAAUUUUUCUCAUAUAGCUAAAACGUAAUAGUUUUAAUUAGCUAGCUUUGCGGCUUAUGUAGGUAAGCUAGGUAGGUUCUUUGCGGCUGCAGACACAGCCGCAAAGAACCUACCUAGCUUACCUACAUAAGCCGCGGAAAUAGCUAUUUAAACAUAACUAGUUUCUGAAUGCAAAGUAGCUAUUUGAGAAAAAUUCGAAAACACUUAGAAAAUCAACAGUUGAACCUCUUAUAAUUCAGGACGAAAAGGCUGGCCGCGUCACGGGCUUCUUGGCGCAAUCGCCGGGAUUUAGAAAUCGAGAAUCGCAACCGCGCGGGCACCACCAGUGGCAGGUACUACCUGCGAGUAGACGUUCCUUGCUGAAAUCUGCAUUUGCGUCCAGGUUCACCUCGUGUAGAGGUUUCUUUGCUGUUGCGCUCGUUUUUGUUUUGUGAUUUUGAGAAAGUCGAUAAAAUGCGCACCAGCCUCCCGGCGCGUAUCAGCGCACCUUCGACCUGGAAGCUACGCCGACGCUUUCCAGUCCCCGGGACAGGAGCGGCUCCCCUUCGCGGCAGCUCUCGAGCCUUGCCGGCUGCGCUGCGUUGGUUCGGAAUGACCCGUCCACCCAGGAGCAGAGCCCAGAGCAAAAGUUGAGCACCCAGCGGUCGUACCGCACGGAUCUGGCACACCAGAUUGCCGACAAUUCCACGUACGUGGCAAAUCUCAACCCGUUCUGGAGUCCGCGACGGAAAGAAGACGUUCUGCAUCGGGAGGCGAGCGCAAACCGCGUCCACGUCGGUUUGCACCAGUGGGAGCGAGACGAAAAGCACGCACGGCACCUGGCCAAGUGGGCCACGCAGCGGGAGCGGCCGCAUAGCAGCGGCAGUCUGGCCUGCGGCGGUCGUCGGAGCGGUAGAGGGCCCGGGAAUCAACACGCGCAUCACGCGGACCAUGUCAUGUACUUAUGUAAAGUUCGGCUGUUGUCAGUGCAAUUUGUACUUAUGCGUCGUCGUGACUGACAGAAGUGCCGUCAGUAAGGAGUAGACCACCGUAGUGACUGUUUUUUUCAGCCCGCGCAAGAUCAGGGGGGCGGGAAGAUCCGCUUCUGUGGUGUAAGUGUCUUCAAAAUGAAAAUGAAUCUCACUAUUACAGGGAUACCAAAUCGUUUUCGGUGCAGCCGCCCCGCCGACCGUCGACUUCUUGUUCGAAUUCUCGGCGCUCGAGCUUGUCUUCCGGCGGCCAAACCACGGACUUCAUCAAGCGAAACCGGUUGCUCGCAGCGUCGUAUGGAAAAAGCAGACGAGACAAGCAAUUCGAGGUGACAAACACGCUCGAUCAGUUUUGGAAAAGGGAGAAUGAUCAAGGUAGAAAUUAUCCCUUUAUGUACCGGCUGUACACUUUCCUACCUUGUUGCUUGUAGUUGUAGUCUUGGUAGAGUCACCCAUCCGAUGGGCAUCGUGUUGCUGUUGGUGUGCGGAAUAUACCUUGUUACUCUACAAUAAUCUUUAGGUGCUCGAACCCGGCUUCUCGCGUCUAGCGGUGUAAGCAAUAACUACCUGACCCACGAGCAGCGGAUCCAGAAGAACGCAAUCGCGUUUUUGCAGAAGGUGGAGCAAAACGACAAGCGGCUUCCGGUCGUUCCAGAGGCCAACUCGGAAUACAGUUCGCCUUCCCCCCAGCUGCUGCAACAAAAUCCUCCGGGCGGAGCUGGGGCGGGAAAUCCCCGUCAAUACGAGCCCUCGUCGCCGUCCCCCGGAAUGAAGAUCGGAAACAUAAACGACGGUCCGGAGGGCUUCCAGUUCAACUUCGGUCCGAGCCAGGUCUGCAUAUCCCCGGGAAAGAAUCGGGGAACAGUGGCGCUUGUGGUAAAGGAUCAGCAAGGGCGGAUCACGCAGCAAGUAGAAGAUAUGUCGAAGGUAAAUCUAAAGGCAAGAAAUAAUCACUACGAUAAAACCCAGGAGCCUUGUUUAGGUUUUCAUGUUGACACAUUUAAGCGUGGUUUGGACGAGCAUGAAUUUGAAAUUGCAGCCGUUCAACAACAAAAAUGAAUUUCAAGUUUAAGCUGCAUUUCAGGUUUCUACAGCGCUUGUUCGGAACUAUGCGGGCCCCGAUCCCCCACCCUCGCAGCAAGAAGUAAGGACUGCAGCGCCCUCUAGCAGACCCGCGCAAUUCAUCCGCCCCCCACCAUCGCAACCAUGGCCUGAUCUGUCCUUGAUGCCUCUACCCUUUGAAAACAACCCGCCGAAUGCCAGUACCCCGUCGAUGGGACUGCAGCCGCCGCAACUUUCGGCCAUGCCGAAACUGCCGGAUUCUAGCACCAAAGUCCACGAUGCAAGGGCAGAGAGACACGCGACGUCGGCAAAGAAAUGGCGCGAGGACCCGGGGUUGCACGAUGCAAUAUCGAAGUCCAUGGCCGCCCAGCAGCACCAGGUGCAGCCCCCAGGGGAGCGAGACAGAAAGCAGUCUUUUCAAAAUGACGACAAGAGGCCGGCGCUGUCUCAUCGUCGAUUGAGCAGUAGGAAUGCAACUCAGGCAGCCCAGGGGAGCAGACACCAGCACUCGACGGCAACUGCUGACUCCAACAAGCACGCGGAAAAAUUGUCGCAGAAUUAUCGAGAGCCCACAUCAGCGUGCUCCAGCAUGGCGCUUGUGCCAAUGCCAUCUGCCAUUACACCAACGGCGAUUGUGCCUGUAAACCCGCAUGGCUCUACUUCGUCUUCGCGCACGCCCUUGUUGGUGCGCGACGCCUCCCGGAGCGCAAGUGUCCGUGCGAGCAAGGAGAAGGACCGCAACACCGCCAGCAAAGAAACAAACUCCACCGUUUCUCGCCGCCCGAGCAGUGCUAGGCGGAUGUCCAAGGAGCAACUUGUUUACGAACAGAACGAUUUCUUCAGUCAGAAAAACAGAAAUCGAGUGAAAACGAAGAGCAUCCACUAUACGCAAACCUCUUUCAAUGUUACCAAUUACGCGCGAAAUCGCUCUGGGGCGCGGACGCCGACACCAAGGUGAAGAGGUCGUCGCAUAGAGCGACACUUGAGAAGAUGGGAUGACGCGUAUUUCUGUUGUCGUUGUGCAGCUAAGCCUAAGGCUUACCAGUAACCACGAUCAUCCGCUUUUCCAUUUGCGAAAAGCGAAAACUUCAAAGCAAUCACACAAAUUCCAACCCUCUUUCCCGGUGCGCAAUUAUGAUAAUGAUAGGAACCAGGUGAUAAUAAAUCGGAUAACUGUCUCGCAAUCUUUAGAUCGCAGAAGUUUUCCUCCGUGUAUGAUGAGUUAUUUCAUAUGUUUUGAGUGUUCUUAGCAAGUUGCCCUUUCAAUUAGUUAUUUGUUUCAUUUUUGAUUUUGACGUAUCAAGGGAGCAAUGUAUGGAUUUCAAUACAGUUCUUCGACAAGUAAAGCGACACACUCCAAUUUUAAUUUAAGUAGAAAACCAAAAGCAGCACCGGUGCUACCCUGAAGAUAAUUUUACAAAAAGAAAAGCAAGAAUUAAUGGAGUGACGUGAGGAACUAACAACGUACAUAUUGCACGAAGGUUAAUACUGGAAAAGUAUCAACGACAUCACCAUACACGAACAUUUUCAUGAAAAUGACUUGAUGUCAUAGCUUCGACGAGCUAGUCCUGUUUGUAGAAUCGAUUGAGAUUGACCACCCCAGCCUAGAUGUUUGAGGAUAACUUCUCACGCCUAUUAGUACAGCCUCUGCUCC
Amoebophrya sp. A120 is the source of this 5690-nucleotide messenger RNA. Lineage: Eukaryota; Dinophyceae; Syndiniales; Amoebophryaceae. The record is from the annotation of a GenBank genome assembly.